Molecule: messenger RNA, 1350 nt
Organism: Zygosaccharomyces rouxii
Lineage: Eukaryota; Fungi; Ascomycota; Saccharomycetes; Saccharomycetales; Saccharomycetaceae
Exons: 1
Coding region: 1-1350 (449 amino acids)
Biological process (GO): cell differentiation; regulation of transcription by RNA polymerase II
Molecular function (GO): RNA polymerase II cis-regulatory region sequence-specific DNA binding; DNA-binding transcription factor activity, RNA polymerase II-specific
Source: RefSeq, a predicted model, not a curated record
AUGUCAAGCGAAAAGCCAUUAUUACCAUCGUUAGCUGCUAUCCUUUGCAGCGAAAAGCCUAAUUCUGAACCAUGUUCACCACUAUUAGAAACUAUCAAUACGUCAUUUUGUAGCGAUAGUCGCGGUACUAUCAGAUUACCACCACUAAAUGGCGGGAUCUCCAGACCAAGAUCGGUGGAUAGUGCGGUAAGACAAACAGUUAAUAUUGGAAUCCAAUCUGCUGAUGAAGCUAUCCCUCGUGUGAGAGCUCACUCUUUGCCCGAAACCUCACAAGUUUCCCACGCACAACCACCUCAAGUGAAUGUCGGUUCUCCCUCCACGCCGGUCGUGAAGAAGAAGGCUCUUGGUCAAUCUAGUAGAAGAGCGGAUAUGCUAACACCAUUGUCUGCUGCUAGAGCUAUCAUAACGCCAUCUGCAAAUGACAAAAAACGUGCGUUUGCCUUUAUUACACAUUCACAAGAGACUUUCCCCACAAAGGAACCCAAGAUCGACAAUGCUCCUUUAGCACGUCGUAAGAGAAGAAGAACUUCCACUCAGGAAUUAAACAUCUUACAAGCGGAAUUCGAACUCUGUUCAGCUCCGGAUAAGAAGAAAAGGCAAGAAUUAGCUGAAAGAUGUAACAUGUCUGAAAAGGCAGUCCAAAUAUGGUUUCAAAACAGAAGACAGGCAAUUAAAAAGCAGAAAAAUGCCGCCGCCAACAAAACUAAAAUGGCUGCUUCUAAAAAUUCUACCGUUGUUUCUGAUCCAAUCGUUACUUCCAAUAAUGUUACCUCUACACCAGCAAGACCCAAGUCGCUCACUAAUUCUAACGCAGAGGCUUCAUUCACUGAACCUUCCAUGGCAGAUCUGUCAGAAUCCUUUAAGGAGAAUAUUCCUGUAAGCGUCACAGAAUCGACACCAAUUGCAUCUAAAAGCAUCAAUACCCCACAAUCGACUGCAACGAAGACGCCACUAUUGCGUCUGCCUAAUCAAGAACAGAAGGUGCUUGUAAAACAAGAACCACAGCAAGAAGAACUGAAGGUUGAACAGAAUCACGAUCAAAAGAAUCAACAAAAAGAGAAAUCAAUUGCUCAAGAGACCUUUUCACCAACUCGUUUAUCUCAACAGAAGAACAUUAGACGUGGGCAAGCACUUACUUUCCAUUUGACUUCAGAUAAAAAGGUUCUAACGCCUUUAAGAAUUUCUCCAAAAAACAGAGUCAACAAACUAAUAAAUGGUACUAAUGCUGGCAGUCCAUGUAAACGCAGAUCUGCAGGUGUAUCUUCCUCUGCUUCAAUGGUCAAGAUGGAACUAACGCCUACGAAAAAAAAUCUAUUGAAGGAAUUAAACACAAAUACCAUGGUCCAUUAG